AUGGGUAUGCGCGUUAUUGCCAUCGACGGCGGCGACGCCAAACGCGAUCUCUGCCUCUCUCUUGGUGCCGAGAGGUUUAUCGACUUCACUACAUGCUCGGACAUCACUUCCGAGAUCAUGAAGAUUACUACUUAUGGCGCUCAUGGCGUGAUCGUUUUCGCAGCAACGAAAGCAGGCUACGAACAAGCGCCAAACUUGCUGAGACCCAACGGCACGAUGGUGUGUGUAGGCCUACCGAAAGAUUCGUCGAUCAUUGCGGGAGCUAGUCCAAUCCUGAUGUGCCUCAAGAGAUUGAAUGUUGUGGGAAGCGUGACAGGAACGCUAAAGGACGUUGAGGAGGCACUCGACUUUACUUCGCGAGGACUCGUACAUCCGAUUCUGACUCAUGGUGGUUUGGAGGAUAUUGAUCGGUUCUGUGCAGACAUGAAUGCAGGGAAGCUUGCUGGACGGGCUGUUAUCAAGAUCGCUGCGUAG
Molecule: messenger RNA, 474 nt
Organism: Alternaria novae-zelandiae
Lineage: Eukaryota; Fungi; Ascomycota; Dothideomycetes; Pleosporales; Pleosporaceae
Exons: 2
Coding region: 1-474 (157 amino acids)
Source: RefSeq, a predicted model, not a curated record